Messenger RNA from Strongyloides ratti, 2637 nucleotides. RefSeq names its product Coatomer subunit gamma-1. The transcript has 2 exons. Bases 1 to 2637 code for a protein of 878 amino acids. Gene Ontology annotation, cellular component: Golgi membrane; endoplasmic reticulum; COPI vesicle coat. The record is from RefSeq and is a predicted model, not a curated record. NCBI's taxonomy places the organism in Eukaryota, Metazoa, Nematoda, Chromadorea, Rhabditida, Strongyloididae. Gene Ontology annotation, biological process: intracellular protein transport; organelle transport along microtubule; protein secretion. Gene Ontology annotation, molecular function: structural molecule activity.
AUGCGUAAAGAUAAAAAAGACGAUGAAUCAGGAUCAGGUAAUCCUUAUGCACACCUUGAUAAAGCCGCCGUUCUUCAAGAGGGUCGUGCUUUUAAUGAGACUCCUAUAAAUGCAAGAAAAUGUACCCUUAUUUUAUCCAAGUUACUUUAUUUAUUAAUGAAUGGAGAAACUGUUGGUAAAACAGAAGCUACAGAUAUCUUUUUUGCCAUUACUAAACUUUGGCAAUCAAAAGAUACAAGUCUCAGAAGAUUAGUUUAUCUUGCAGUAAAAGAUCUAUCUUCAGUAGCUGAUGAUGUUAUUAUUGUAACUUCUUCUCUUACAAAAGAUAUGACAGGAAAAGUUGAUAUGUAUCGUGCUGCUGCCAUAAGAGCAUUAUGUAAAAUUACUGAUUCUGGUAUGCUUCAAGCUAUUGAAAGAUAUAUGAAACAAGCUAUUGUUGAUAGAACACCUGCAGUUUCUUCUGCUGCACUUGUAUCGUCACUUCAUUUAUUAAAAAAAUCACCAGAUGUUGUCAAAAGAUGGUCAAAUGAAAUUCAGGAAGUUGUUGCUUCUGAUAACCAUAUGGUCCAAUAUCACGCUUUGGCUUUAUUAUACCAUAUAAGAAGUGGUGAUAGAAUUGCAAUCACAAAAAUGAUCCAAAAAUAUGGAAAAAGUGGAAUGAAAUCUCCACUUGCUUUAUGUUAUCUUAUAAGAAUAGCUUCUCAACUUAUUGUUGUUGAAGAAGCAACACCUGAUUCACCAAUGCACAAAUUUAUUGUUUCAUGUUUACAUCAUAAAUGUGAAAUUGUUAUUUUUGAAGCAGCUACUGCAAUUGCCAAUAUGGAAAAUACAGAUUCUUCACAACUUUCUUCUGCUAUUUCUGUUCUCCAACUCAUGUGCUCUUCUCCAAAACCAACAUUUAGAUUUGCUGCUGUUAGAACUUUAAACAAAUUAUCAACUGACCAUCCAGAGGUUGUAUCUACAUGUAAUGUUGAUCUUGAGCAACUAAUUACUGACUCAAAUAGAAGCAUUGCUACAUUAGCUAUAACAACUCUUUUGAAAACUGGAGCAGAAACUUCUGUUGACAGACUUAUGAAACAAAUAUCAUCAUUUGUCUCUGAAAUUAGUGAUGAAUUUAAAAUUGUUGUCAUUGAAGCUAUUAGAAGUUUGUGUGUUAGAUAUCCAAGAAAACAUGUAGUAAUGAUGCAAUUUUUAACUCCAAUGCUUAGAAGUGAAGGAGGUUUUGCUUAUAAAAAAGCAAUCGUUGAUACAAUAAUUGCUAUAAUUGAAGAGAAUAGUGAAGCCAAAGAAAUUGGUCUUGCUCAUUUGUGUGAAUUUAUUGAAGAUUGUGAACACACACAACUUGCCACAAAAGUUCUUCAUGUUCUAGGAUGUGAAUGUCCAAAACUUAAAAGUCCAAGAAGAUAUAUUCGUUAUAUCUAUAAUCGUAUGAUUCUUGAAGCAACUCAAGUUCGUGCUGCUGCGGUAACAGCACUUGCCAAAUUUGGUGCACAAUGUGAAGAUCUUCGUGAUUCAAUUAUUGUUUUGUUGAGGAGAUGUCUUCUUGAUACCGACGAUGAAGUUAGAGAUCGUGCUACAUUUUACAUUUCAAUUUUGGAAUUAGGUGAUUCAGCUAAUCUUACAACUUACAUUCUCAAUGUUCUUCAAGUUUCUGUUAUUGGUUUGGAACAUGCUCUUCAAAAUUACAUUGCAUGUGGUGAUUUUUCAUCUCCAUUUGAUAUGAAAAGUGUUCCAUUGUCAGAGAAACCCAUUACAGUUGAAGAACGUAGGAGACCAUCUCUUGCUAUGGAAGAUGUUUCUGCUAAAGAAGAGAAACCAAAAGUCAGUAGACAAGAAAUGUUUAUGGAACAACUUUCAACUAUACCACAACUUUCUAACCUUGGUCCCUUAUUCCGGUCAUCACAAUCUAUUGAACUUACGGAAUCUGUGGCUGAAUAUACAGUAACAUUGGUCAAACAUACAUUUGCAGAUCAUAUUGUUUUCCAAUUCGAUUGUAAGAAUACGUUAAAUGAUCAGUUACUAGAAAACGUUUCUGUAGAAAUUGAACCAUUAGAUGAUGAGGGAUGGACUGUUGAACAUCGUUUACCACUAGCUAAAUUACCUUAUAAUGAACCUGGAACUACAUAUACUGUUUUGUCUUUACCUGAAAGUGGUGCUAUAACAGGAAGUUUUUCAGCUAUUCUUACGUUCCAAGUUGCUGAUGUUGAUCCAACAACUGGUCAACCGGAGAGUGAUGAAAGGUAUGAUGAUUCCUUCUGUUUAGAAGAAAUCGAAAUAGGAGUUCCAGAUCAUGUACAACCAGUUGUUAAAACAAAUUUCUCUGCUAAUUGGGAUGAGUUGGGUGAAGAGAAUGAAUUUGAAGAAACAUAUUCACUACAAAAUAUAUCAUCUUUACCAGAUGCUAUUAAGAAUCUUCAAAAUUGUUUAGGAAUGGGUGUAUGUGAUAAAAGUGACAAGAUUUCUGUUGGCAAGAACAAUCAUCAACUACUAUUGUCAGGAGUAUUUAGGGGUGGUUUUGAAGCACUAGCUAAAGUUAGAUUGGCUUUAGAUCCUCAAGAUAAUACUGUUCUUAUAAAUAUUGUUGUUAGAAGUGAAGAUGAAGGCGUAAGUCAAGUUUUAGGCGCAGCCAUUUCAUAA